Epinephelus lanceolatus (giant grouper) is the source of this 2683-nucleotide messenger RNA. It is a transcript of the gene kif25, whose product is annotated as kinesin family member 25. The record is from RefSeq and is a predicted model, not a curated record. Lineage: Eukaryota; Metazoa; Chordata; Actinopteri; Perciformes; Serranidae. Gene Ontology annotation, biological process: microtubule-based movement. Gene Ontology annotation, molecular function: microtubule binding; microtubule motor activity; ATP binding. Gene Ontology annotation, cellular component: microtubule cytoskeleton.
GAGGCUGUCCAUUCUCACCUCUGCUAGUUUACUUUCUUUAAUAAGGAAAUAAUGCCUCUCUUUAUAAACCGUGACCAGAUAUUUGCACAUCAGGUCCACCUGCUGGAGCACAAACUGAGGAGUAAAGAGGAGCGAAUACUGGAGCUGGAGACAGAGAAUGCUAUUCUUCAUUUAAGACUUGCAGAGUGUCAGGGGAAACUCCGUCGGGACCAUGAUGAGGAAUCCAAGGCCCUUGAUGAUCAUCAGCACCAGAGGAGUGCACAGAAGAUAACCCAAUCAGCCCUCGCCAAACUGCUCUCUGAGGUCCAGGCUGUGAAGCAGGACUUGAGCGAACUUUUUGCAGUUUAUCUGAGUUUUUCCACUGAGCUGGAGGAGCAGAGCAAACAGCUGCUGGAAAAAGUAGCGCAAGCCAGCUCUUCUCUAAACGGCCACCAUGGAGACGAGAUCCAGAACUUACAAGCUGGUGUCGCAGCUCUGGAGCGCUCUCUGGAGGAGGAGAGGGAGAGGUGCAGGGCCGAGAGGCAGAGGAGGAAGGAGCUCCAUAAUGCACUGGUGGAGCUAAGGGGGAACAUCAGGGUUCACUGCAGAGUGCGACCAGUUCUACCCUUCGACCACGUCCAGUCCUCCACCUCUGGGUCAAAGCCUGCAUCAUCAGAAGAAGUGGUGUCUGUGAUCAGUGAUGACACGGUGACGGUGAAUUGCAUAAGAUCGGGGAUGCCAGUGCAAAACAAGAUGUUUGAGUUUGAGAGAGUGCAUGGACCAGAGGAUUCACAGGAUGCAGUGUUUGAGGAGGUCAAGCCGCUCCUCACGUCUCUGCUGGACGGCUAUAAUGUGUGUAUCAUGGCGUACGGGCAGACAGGCAGUGGGAAGACUUACACCAUGAUGGGAUCCCAGCAGCUGGAGGAGCACUCAGGGACGCAGCAGGAGACACAGCAGGGUGUUAUUCCCAAGGCUGCAGCUGAGCUCUUUCGGCUGAUCUCUGAGAAGCCUGCAGAGACCCACACGGUGGAGGUGUCAGUGAUGGAGGUGUACAACAACGAGGUGCUCGACCUUCUGGCCAGAGACGCGCAGGGCAAUGCCGCCGACCAGCGGCGGGACGUCAUCACUACCUCCUCUGGUACCAGCCAGGUCAUCUCCCUCACACAGGAGCCUGUGAGUAACGCCUCUGAGGUGAUGCAGAUCAUUAACAGUGUUCUGAAGCUCAGGGCUCACAGUCCCACCCUCAUCCACGCUGACUCCUCACGCUCUCACCUCAUUGUCACCCUCACCAUUUCCUCUAAGAGCCCCAACGCGCUGGCUCUGGCUCGCAGGCUACAGAGUGCCAAGGAGGACAUGCAGCGCUCCACUCAGAAGGAGUGGUGGAGCCCACGCUGUCGCCGUGCCAACCCCGCUGCCCGCCAAUCAUCUGAUGAUCGUCUCUUCGCGAGCACAGCCUCUUCUCCCUGCUCCCCUUCCCAUUCUCCGUGUCCUUCCCCGAGGCCGAGCCUCUCACAAGCUCCGUUCAGGACCAAGCUGCAGCUGGUGGACUUGGCGGGGAGCGAGUGUGUCGGUAUGUCUGGAGUUUCGGGUGCAGCUCUGUGGGAGGUGUCCUGCAUAAACCGCAGUCUCUCUGCUCUGUCUGAUGUCCUGGGAGCUCUGGCCGAGCAGAGACCACACAUCCCCUAUAGGAACAGCAAACUCACUCAUCUGCUACAGGAUGCCAUAGGUGGCGAUGCCAAGCUGCUGGUGAUGCUGUGUGUCUCUCCCACGCAGCGCUUCAUCUCAGAGUCUCUGCAGUCUCUGGGCUUUGGCACGCGGGCCCGUCAGGUCCAGAGGGAGCUUCCGCGAAGGAAGAAUAACACCCCCAAAGUUAAGUGACGAGACAGAGAAAGAGAUUUCAUCCUUUUCCAGAUGCCGUGGCAACAUAUGUUCUAUCAGUCAUGCCAACAGCAGAUUUGAGGGUGUAAGAUCCAUACCUGCAAAUUUGUUAUUUUUAUUUGAUAGAGUCUGUGGGCACUACUUAGUUUUAGAAGGUACUUUAACAUGGAAAUAGAUUGAUUUGGUUAGAAUUGCUCAUAUAUGGUUUUUUUGGUGUGUGUGUGUGUGGAAUAGAUAGCUGUCUAAAGCUGCAAAUACUUGUUCAAUCUCAAUUCCAAAAAAGUUGGGGCACUGUGUAAAACGUAAAUAAAAACAGGAAGCAAUGAUGUGCAAAUGCUUUUUGACAUAUUCAAUUUAAUACAGUGCAAAGACAAGAUAUUUAAUGUUCAAACUGAUAAACUUUUUUUUAUGUUAAUAUACACUCAGUCUGACUUUGAUGCCUGCAACACAUUCCAAAAACGUUGGGACAGGGGCCUGUUUACCACUGUGUUACGUCAUCUUUUCUUUUUAACAACACUCAGCAAGUGUUUAGGAACUGAGGACACUACUGAAGCUUUGAAAGUGAAAUUCUUUCCCAUUAUUGCUUGAUAUACGACCUCAGAUGUUCAACACUCCCGGGUGUCUGUUGUUGUAUUUUACACUUCAUAACGCGCCACACAUGUUCAAUAGGAGACUGGACUGGCCAGUCCAGUAACCUCACUCUGUUACUGUGAGGCCACGCUGUUGUUACGUACGGAAUGUGGUUUGGCAUUGCAUUGCUGGAACAAUCGGGGACAUCUCUGAGAAAGAUGUCAUCUGGAUGGCAGCAUAUGUUGCUCCUAAACCU